AUGUGGUUUCCCAAGCUUUCACUGUUCCUUCUAUCCUUUGGUAUUUGCUGUUCGCUUUUCCAAGCACCCGCUUUUGCGAUCAAAAAGUCUUACAUAGUCUACUUGGGGUCGCAUGUACAUGGCCCAGAAGUUACGGAUGCUGAUCUUGAUCGAGUGACUGAUUCUCAUUAUAAUCUCCUCGGGUCAUUCUUGGGAACUAAGGAGAAGGCCAGAGAAGCCAUCUUUGACUCGUACCAAAGACAUAUCAACGGUUUUGCUGCCACCCUUGAGGAGGAGGAGGCUGCUGAGAUCGCAAAGCAUCCUGAAGUUGUGUCAGUUUUCCAUAACAGACAAAGUAAAUUGCAAACGACUCAUUCAUGGGAACUCAUGUCCCUGGAAUGGAAUGGUGAGGUGAUUCCUGGAUCCUUGUGGACCGAAGGUAGAUUUGGUGAAGACACCAUCAUUGCAAACUUAGACACCGUCGUGUUUCAAAAAACCAAAUAUAUACUAAUAUGCAACAUGGAAAGGAACAAGGUGAAGGGUAAAAUUGCAGUCUGCCUCGAGGGUGGGUAUGUCUUUCCGGUAAUGAAAGGAUUGCUAGUAGCAGAGGCUGGGGCUGCUGGGAUGAUUAUGUGCAAUCAUGAGCGUUCUCCAAAUGAAACUUCAUUUGAAGAACUUCAUUUCCUUCCGGUAUCGCAUCUCAACUACGAGGACUGUCGUUCACUCUAUGCCUACAUCAAUUCUUCCGAUAAUCCAAUGGCAUAUUUUACACCCCCAACGACACAACUGUAUACAAAGCCUGCUCCAUUAAUGGCAGUUUCCUCGUCUCGAGGACCAAACCCUUUUACACCAGAGAUCCUUAAGCCUGAUAUCACCGCACCUGGAGUUGAUAUCAUAGCUGCCAACACUGAAGCAGUGUCCCCCACAGGCUUUCCCGAGGAUACCCGCAGGUCUGCUUUCCUUUUUAAAAGUGGUACAUCAAUGUCUUGUCCUCACGUUGCUGGAGUUGCUGGUCUUCUGAAGACACUUAAGCCCGACUGGAGUCCAGCUGCAAUAAGAUCUGCAAUCAUGACUACUGCGGAAACAAGAGAUAAUACUGGAAACGCUUUGCGGGAUGACCUCUCAUUGAACAAGUCAACACCAUUUGGCUAUGGUUCUGGACAUAUCAAACCCAACCGAGCAAUGAAUCCUGGCUUGGUCUAUGACUUGAGAGUCGAAGACUAUUUGGACUUUCUUUGUGCCAUUGGCUACAACCAAUCAAAGGUAGAACGUUUCUCUGAAGGUCCCUACACAUGUCCCGAGUCAGGCAAUCCUCUGGACUUAAACUACCCCUCGAUAGCGGUUCCUAAACUCUCAGGCUCAGUCACCAUAUCUCGGAAGUUGAAAAAUGUUGGCACACCAGGCAAUUAUACUGCUUGUGUUUGUGAACCAUUCGGGAUUUCGGUUUCUGUGGAGCCUAGCUCAUUGCAGUUUGAGAAUAUUGGAGAAGAGAAGGGCUUUAAGUUGACUCUUAAAGCUAAGGGGGAUGGUGCAGCUAAUAAGGACUAUGUUUUUGGAGCACUGACAUGGACAGACGGAAAGCAUUAUGUAAGGAGUCCAAUAGCGGUUGCUGCAGCAGCUUCUACUUAAUAUUUCUCUUUUAAGAUUCCAAAAGUAAAAUCCUUGUGAUUUAAAUUG
Theobroma cacao (cacao) is the source of this 1656-nucleotide messenger RNA. The record is from RefSeq and is a predicted model, not a curated record. NCBI's taxonomy places the organism in Eukaryota, Viridiplantae, Streptophyta, Magnoliopsida, Malvales, Malvaceae.